Messenger RNA from Maniola jurtina (meadow brown), 1631 nucleotides. It is a transcript of the gene mRpS5, whose product is annotated as 28S ribosomal protein S5, mitochondrial. Gene Ontology annotation, biological process: translation. NCBI's taxonomy places the organism in Eukaryota, Metazoa, Arthropoda, Insecta, Lepidoptera, Nymphalidae. The record is from RefSeq and is a predicted model, not a curated record. Gene Ontology annotation, molecular function: RNA binding; structural constituent of ribosome. The transcript has 7 exons. Gene Ontology annotation, cellular component: ribosome. Bases 263 to 1558 code for a protein of 431 amino acids.
CAGAUGUAUCUUUGAAGAUUAAAGAAAAAAAUAUUUUGUUUAAAAGAAACGAUUGAACAGGCUUUGCCUUCAUAUUUUAUGUUUUUUAUCAACACAAGAAAAUAACGUUGUGAUUACAUACUCUUUGGCUGUCAAAGCGGCCAAAACAAAAGUCAAGAAGUGGUCAAAAAUCACCAAAAAUGGACAGUGGUUUCCAAUGGAAGUCCAUUUGUUUAUAUUUUUAACUGACUUCUCUGCUAAAUAAUCAAUUUUUACUAAUAAAAUGGCUUCCAAAUUACUAGCACUUAGAAGUGUUAUAAUUAAGCCCCUAAGUUUGGCUGUAAAUACAAGACCGCAAUAUCAAAAUACUGUGUAUAACCUCAAAAACUUUAGUACUACUUCAGUAGUUUCAAUUACUUUUUUCAAUAAAUUGCCUGCAGAAAAAUUAUGGAAGUCGGUUACUUCAGUAAGUAAUGCAGGAGCUAAGAAGGGUCGUGGUAAAGGUGCAGGACGGAUUCGGAUUCGAGAUUUGAAUCGUGGACAGAUGAUUGGUGUGGGGAAGAUUAACAUGCUGUGGCCUGGCUUAUCUGCACCAGUCAUAAGGGGGAGAGAAUUGCUUAAGCAGCAACGCCUUCCCGAUGACCCCGAAAGGAUGGAAAAGCUGAUUAAGCUCAGAGAUUCAAUGACGAAAUUCCGAAGAUUAAAACUUAGCCCCAUAGAAAGAGGUUGGUCAGGCUCACGCAUGCCUGGUCGCAGUAUCGGACCACCAGAUCCAGUUGGAGAUGAGGAGUUCACUGGUUUUGACACAAAAGUCCUUCAACUCAGAUCUUUGCUCAUCAUGAAAGGAAGUCUUGGGCGCACCAGAAAUUUUCAAGCUAUGGUUGUCACAGGCAAUGGUCAAGGUUUGGCGGGAUUUGGUAUUGGAAAGUCGAAAGAAGUACCAGCCGCUUUAAGAAAAGCUAAGAACAGGGCUGGAAAGAAACUCAUGCAUUUUGAAAUAUAUGAUGGACAUACAAUAUUCCACGAUUUCUUCACUGCAUUUGGAAAAACUAAAAUCUAUGUUCAGAAAAAGAAUAAGGGAUAUGGAUUGAGCUGUCACAGGGCGAUCAAGGAAAUCUGUCAAGCGAUAGGCAUCAAAGACCUCAGAGCCAAACUUGAGGGUUCAAACAACUUGCAGCAUAUUGUUAAAGCUUUCUUCAUUGGAUUGUUACAACAGAGGACACAUCAACAACUGGCUGAAGAUAAGAAACUUCACUUGGUCGAAUAUAAAACAGAAAACGAAGAAUACCCCACCGUAGUCGCCAGUCCUAGUUACGUCAGAACCAAAGAGGAAAUCCCUAAAGACGAGACAUUAGAUUUCAUUCAAUACGUCAUGAACGAUAGAGUCAUUCUCAAAAGAAAGAAGUUCCCCCGUUUCUAUGAGACGAUGCCACACUAUGAAAUUUUCCUCAAGAAAUACGAAAAGUACAGAAAUCAUGAGAAAAUUCGAUUGAACUUGAAAACUGAGUAUGGUGAAGUUAAAAGCUUUUUAAACGACAAGUAUCCUGAACCAAAGGAGGAGAAGGAUAAGGAAACAUAGAUAUCUAAUUUAUAGGCAAUAGUUUAGAUUAAAUAAUUGUAUUAUAUUAUUUAAAUAAAUAAUUAAAAUAACA